AUUCACCCUCAACCUGAAGUUGCAGAAUCAAGGCACGAGAUAACCGGAGCUGCUGUUGGCAUAACUGGAAAUAGCAGCAAUGAGACCGCAAAUGAAGAACCAAGAGCUCAUUGCUACAGAAACCUAGCACUUGUUAUUGACCUACAACCAAGAGAAAAUCCUACAGUUCUGGAGUUAGGAGAACUAAGACAGCUGAGUAUUGGAAGCAUGGUUUGUUACGUUAUUUCAUUGUUCCUUACAACUUAAAAACAACCCUUUUAAAAGAGGGUCUGAAUGAGGUUAACCGUUACCCGUCAAACGGCCUUAAAUUUAACCGUCAAAAAAGGUCACUUUUUUACCGUAAACCAUCAAACGCAGGUCAAAAUUAACCGUAAAAAACAGUCGACUCUCGAUAACUCGAACCAUCAAGGGAAAUCGAAAACAGUUUGAGUUAUCGGGAGUUCGAAGCGACAUAGCCAGAAGUAAGGAAAUAGAUGGGGGAGGAAUGUGUGAAACUGAGAAACAGCUUUUUCACUUAACCACCAGUGUGGAAACAGGCUUUGCCUUCACAAAAGGGUUAAUCGACUGACGGGGAAAAACUCUGGGAAAGGCCUUUUUCUGGGGACACUCGCUGGUUGCGGGAAGGCACGGAAUCUCUUACGCCUGCUGAAUACCCUUGAGACAAUGAUUAUAAGUUUAAUCCAAGACUAUACUGCGGGUACAGUCAAAACAUAACCAACCAAAAUGUAACCAAGACUAGAUGCAAAGAGGAUUUAACCGAAGAAGCUCCUACAAAGCACUCGAAUUUAUAAUGGUAAUUGAACUGAGUGGAGUGCAAUUUGGUCUGAAAUCAUACGCGUGAUUUCAAAAUUGAACGAGCGCGCAGCGCGAGUUCGAUUUGAAAUCACAAGUAUGAUUUCAGACCAAAAUUGCACGACACGAAGUUCAAUUACCACUUUAUUACAUCCAUUUUGAAAUCGCAGAAUUUAGUCAGUACUAAUAUUUUAUUGAUCGAGUAGCCGGUUCGCUAAAAAGCCGAAACAAAAAGGCUUUUACAUCUCAUUUUGUAUUCGAAACAGAAAUGAUGCGAUAUAGAACAAAAAUGGUGCGAUUUAAAACAGAAAGGAUGCGAUUUAGAACAUGAAUGACGCGAUUUGGAACAGAUGCGAUUUAGAGCAAAAAAUGGUGCAAUUUAGGAAUAAAUCACACCGCUGAGAGCCAAUCAGAUUGCACGGAUAGCCAGUGAUUUCAAAGUGGAUGUAAUAAAAGCCUAAACUAGCGAAGCGAUACAGAUUACAUCACAACUCAACGAGUCAAAUUACAAAGCACAACAAUCAGUUCUAAACGGCUAUUGGUGGAAACCUAAGCUUCUUUUGAAUCCAAAGCUUCACAGGUGGAUAACGGCUUCUUAGGCCCGGUUCAAAAGUCGAAUUUCACAUGUGUCGAACUUAACGCGAGACUUAAAUGCAUGUGAAGUGCGACGUUUGAAUCAACUAAUUCGACUGUUUAAAUUAAAUGCAACGUUUGCCGUAUCUGCGACUGAAACAGUCGAAGAUUCGACUUAGGUUCGACUUUUGAUUCAAACGUCGCAUUUCACAUGUGCCGAACUUAAUGAAUGAAUUUUUGUAAAUUAUUAUUAUAUUACUGGGAAUAUUGAGAGCGAAGAGAGUUAAAUUCGACAGAGUUCAGUGAGUUAAAUUCGACGUUUGAAUCAAAUGCCGUAUUUAACUAUUUUAGUCGACUAAAAUAGCAAUUAAAUUCGGCACCUGUGAAAUUCGACGUUUGAACUGGGCCUUAGGACGUUGAUUACAGCUUGAAGACUAAAUACAAUUAUGACUUGACAAAUAAGUUUACGCUCAAUAAAUUAAAUCAACAGAUUGUUUACGGCUUAAAGAAUUUAAGACUAAAGAAUAAAUGAUUUCUACAUUGGCUUUUCAUAUCUUUAUCAGCGAAAGCAAACAACUAAACACUUUGAACAAUAAAUCCUCUCUUCACAAAUUCGCAAUUCGCUUUAGGGCAGUUGGGAAUAUACCGAUAUUUUUAAAAGGAAAAAGCAACAAAGGUUGGUUAUUAAAUUAGUACAGUGCUAAACAUUGUAUUUGAAUUGGACUGACAAAAAAGUAAAGAAGCCUAAAGACAAAGAAUACACGGUUCUUUUAAGAGAAAUUAAUGUUUUGGACUCCAGUUCACUACGUUUUUUGGACUUGUCAAGCGCUUAAAACAUGGUUCGAGUUAUCGAGGGUAAGAGUGUAUAGAAAUGAUCUGAAGCCGGGGAAACAAAAUUUCUUCUAGUUAUUGAGGGUUCGAGUAACCGAGGGUAAAUUUACCAUAAACGGUAUAAAGGAAUUCCAGGGAAAUAGAUUUUGGUUCGAGUUAGCGCGAGGUUCGAGUUAGCGAGGGUUCGAGUUAUCGGGAGUCGACUGUAUUUCAGCUGAUCUUCACUGAAUUCUGGCUCCUGAAGAAUAUCAAAGAAUCAGAGAUAUCUAAACUUGAACACCAGUUCCCAUGUUCUCAAAAACACUCUCUCUAGGUUAGGCAUUACAAGUCUUACAAGACCUUCCGAUUUACUUAUAUCUGAAAAAAUUUCGAAAUUUUAUUAGUGAAAGGCCAAGACAACCCCCACAACACAAAAGACCAAAAUUUAUUCCUACAGAAGUUGAUAUUUACUUUAACUCUUGGACUAAAUUUACACUAAUAACCGUCAACCGUCAAAAGCUUUAAAAUACAACCGUCCACAAUUGCAUUGGAAAAAAUUAAUCGUCAACCGUCAAUGGCGACAAACCCAUUGAGAACCUCUCUUAACUUAAGUCGUGCUCUGCAAAUGCAGCCACUUCAACUCUUAUCACUUCCCAACGCUACUGACGCCCCUUAAGGUGAUAGUUACACGAGGCGAUUCGCAACGACGAACACAACGUUGCAGUGUUGGAACAAUGUUGUUAUUAUUUGAAACAAUAUUGCAACAAUGUUGAAAAGCUUUGUUGAGCUAAAAAUCGUCGUUGCGAAUCGUCUCGUGUAACAUCACCUUAGCGUUGCGAACCAUCACCAGAACGAUACAUGAGGCGGGUUUAUUGGCGGCCCACUAAAGGUGAUGUUACACAGGACGAUUCGCAACGAAGAUUUUUAGCCCAACACUGCGUUGCAGUGUUGGAACAAUGUUGUAACCAUUUGAAACAACGUGGCAACAAUGUUGCAACGCUGCGUUGAGCUAAAAAUCGUCGUUGCGAAUCUUCGCGUGUAACAUCAUCUUAAGUAGGGCCUGAAUUUAAGUUGUUGGCAGCAGAAAUAUAUUUUCUGCGAUACAUUAAUUUUUUUCUAUUUUUCCCUUUAGGAAGAAGACAUUUGUCGUAUUUGCCAUGGAAAUAGGGACGUGGAAGAACUUGUUAGGGUGUGUCGCUGCAAAGGCACCACAAAGUACGCCCACAAAAGCUGCGUGCUUCGAUGGUUCAAAAUGACGUACAGGUUCCACUGUGAGCUGUGUCAAUACAAAAUGAAAAUCAAAAAAGAGGGACGUAAGCCAUUGAAAGAGGUAUGACAAUUUGAAACACACCAAGUCAAAUUACUGUCGUCAAGUCGAUUGGGUAAUCACCACCAUCGUGAGAACUCAUUUAAUUUGUUUUUCACUCUCAGAGCUUCCACUCUCAUUUAAUGAAUAUGUCAGAAUACUUUAAAAUCGUCGUUGCGAAUCGUCUCAUGUAACACCACCUUUAGCAGUACGAACCUAAUCAAACAUGUCUAAUGGUUGUAUGUUUUUUCAGUGGCGCUAUCCAUGUGAUCUGGGAUCCUUCCUGAGUUUUCUGGCAGUGUUUACGGUUCAUAUCCUGCAUGGAAUCGUUUUGGUUCUGAUUAUUACGAUUGCAGUGAUGAAGAAAUGUUUCACGGUGACCUGCAUAACUCUAAUCCUGCUUUGUUUUGCAAGUAAGUUUGGCAUCAUACAAAUAAGAAUAUAAGAAAAAAACAACCUCGUCCCCAGGGCGCUUUUCCCUGGCUCUCUCCUAUCUGACCUAACAGGGGCGCUUUCUGCAGAUAAAAACCUUUUUCGUAAAAUGGAAAAUAAGAUACUGACAGACUUGCAUUGCUAGGUCUCACGACGUUGUCGUGAGUCUCACGAUUUCACGACUUAUCUCACGCUCUCACGAGUUAGAAACUGAUUUCUCACACUUUCUCGAAAGGUCAAACUCCAAAAGAAUUUUGGAGGUGUAGGGUUCGUUUCCGAGUUAGAUAUCAAUAGAUACCGAGCUAAAUCCAAAAUAAAACGCUUAGCGGUUGCGUUUGACUACAUCCUUUUUGCCUACCUCGACUUGCCGCUCCCACAAAAUGUGCAGACUUACUGUUUGGCCGCCAACAAAACAUAGAAAUUACAAAACCUAAAUCGUAAAGUCGUGAUGUUCACUGCUCCAGCUUUAAAGUGAUACGUGACCUCCAAUAUCCAUAAUCCUCACUGAAAGUCCUUCCGCUGGGAAAUUUGCGACAUCUCACGACUUUUCACCCAUUUCUCACAACCUUUCCCAGCUCUUGUUCAGACAACCUCGUUCCCAGGGUUCUCUCCUACCCGCCCCCAUGGAGCGAGAGGGAGUAGUUCUCUCUCUCUCGCUCCAUGGGGGCGGGUAGGAGAGAACCCUGGGAACGAGGUUGUUGUUCAGAAUCUCACAUUUUUUUGCCUUUUGGAGGUUGGCAGCUCUGUGCUGACCAGUGGCGGACCCAAAGAAGGGGCCCGGAGGGGGGGGGGGGGGGCCCUGCCUUAUUUCUGGAUCAGAAUGAGGCCAGAAGGGUCGAAAAAAUUCUUUUUGAGACCGGACCCCCCUUAUCCCAGGAUCUGGAUGAGCGCCCCCCCCCCCGAAGGUCUGGAUCCGCAACUGCUGAUGGCUGACUAUUGGGCUUAAACUGUUUGCUACGGUCUGUCCAUUUUAUCGCAUAAAAGCCCCGUCCACACGUACCCAGAUAGAUUUAAAAAUGGAUUUUUAUUUUCCAUUUCGUUUUAGUUUUCUUUUCUCACGUAAACGCCGGAUUAUCGUUUUUGUGUGAACAAACGCGAAAAAGAAAGAAACUAGCUGUUUUCUCCUUUUCCAACCCCGAUUCCCUUGCAUUAGCGAGAGGAUAAUCGUUCUCUCUUGUAAACACAAUGAAAGGCAAGUGUUUCCUCCGGUCAAUCUUGCCAAACGGGGCCUGGGUUCUUUGCGUGUUAAUGCGUGUUGUGGGCUAUCCCUGUAUCAUGACUCGACUACGCCGCAUCACCCCUUCACCUAAAUUGUUUUCAAUUCCACAAUUGGCUUAGGCUCCAUUAAAUGACUGCUCUAGCAUACGAGCAAGAUCUCUAAUCAUUCGGGGAAAACGUGAGAAUAGGGACUGCAGAGCGCAUUACAACUGAGGGGACUGUGCUUGAAAACUCGCGCCGGAGACGCGAGUUUGUUGGCGGAGCGGGGUGGGGGGAAGGGAUCUGGGGGCAUCCUCCCUCAGAAAAUUUUGAAAUCUAGAGGCUCGGAGAUGGUAUUUUUAACAUGAGAUAUUUCUCUAAAAAAAUCUCAACCUGGAAUGAUAGGUACUUCGAGGGUCGAGAAGCUCAUUUAAUACACAUCGUGUUCUCCCAACAUCCCAAGUGGGUUAUCGUGCCUGAAAACCCAUAGAAAGUGAGGUCUAUUUUUUUUAUAAAAUAACUUUAAGCUUUCUAUGAGUCUACCGGCACAAUAAACUAUAGGUUUUUAACUAAUCAGAACGCGCGUGCUAUCUUAGUUAUUUUAUAAUUGAUCGCAGGCUAUAACUGCUCACGCAAUAGAAUAUUUUUUCAUUACCUUUAGUCAUGGUAAUGAUCUUCUUCUUCUGUGAUGGCUGUGGAUACCUCAAAUACUGCAAGCGACAGUGGACAGUAAGAAACAGCCGUUGGGAUAUAUCCACUUACGAAGAGGAAUCGUCACACCAAUGAAAGCACAGAUUACCAAGGAGCUUUAGCAAACACUCAACGACGACCAUAACAACAACGUCGAUAAACAGUCUAUGAACAAAACGACAGCCCUGCAAGUGCAUCACGAUUUUUAGUAAAUUUCUUUGACGUCCAAUGAACUAACUUUUCACUGCACGACUACGACGUGAAACGUUUUAAUGCGACAUUUUAUGAAGGACGUGAAAAUACAAAGAAGACUUUUCCUUUCUCUUUUUGAACCUGCAUGAGCGAGUUCAAAUAGACGCGACUAAAACAAGAGGGUCUCCACCCAACCUUUUUCUUUUGCUUGUAAAUCUAGCCGAUUUUUUGAUAACCAGGCUAAUGAAAUUUGCAGUCAUUUGAGUGAUAAGGCGUCAAAAGACAGGUUUCUUAAGCCCGAUGAACUCCAAAAUCACAUUAACGAAGGAAAAUGA
Porites evermanni is the source of this 6327-nucleotide messenger RNA. Lineage: Eukaryota; Metazoa; Cnidaria; Anthozoa; Scleractinia; Poritidae. The record is from the annotation of a GenBank genome assembly.